UUUUUGGAAACACUUCUCACGAAACUACACCAUAACAACUAAUUUUCCAUUAUGGCGCGUCUCUUUUUCUUUUUCUUCCGUCUCUCGAUCCCAUCGAAAACUCUCCUAUAGCUUCUCAAAGACCUCCCCGUUUUCUUCGCUAACCAGAAGAAUCCUAGCUCAGACCGAAUUGACUAAACUGAGGCGUCGUACCACACAACCACAGGGAUUCAUUAUCUGGCCAUGCGACUCUGGUUCUCUGCAGUCUCCCUCUCCAGAGAGGAUUCGAAUUCUUUUUCAUCAAGUAUAUUAUUGUGUCUUCUUCAGUUCUCCGCUCUUAGUCAAUUCUUUAAUUCUACUACAAGAUAUGUCCACCGAUACUCAUGCCCCUAAUCCUAGAGGUCUUCUCUGCAACGCUGGCGCUGGUGCUGCUGCCGGAGUUAUUGCUGCUACAUUUGUGUGUCCUUUAGAUGUUAUCAAGACUAGGUUUCAGGUUCACGGGCUGCCCAAGCUCGAUAAUGGAACUAUUAAAGGAAGUCUUAUAGUGGGUAGUUUGGAGCAAAUAUUCCAGAGGGAAGGGUUACGUGGCAUGUACCGGGGCCUUGCUCCUACCGUGCUGGCGCUACUUCCUAAUUGGGCAGUUUACUUUACUAUGUAUGAGCAGUUCAAAAGCUUUCUGUCUUCUAAUGGUGAGAAUCAUCUUUCAGUAGGUGCUAACAUGAUAGCUGCUUCUGGUGCUGGAGCUGCAACAACUAUUUUCACUAAUCCUCUUUGGGUUGUGAAGACAAGACUUCAAACUCAAGGAAUGAGAUCGGGUGUGGUACCAUAUAGGGGUACACUAUCUGCGUUGAGGAGAAUAGCUCACGUGGAAGGUAUUCGUGGAUUAUACAGUGGUCUUCUUCCUGCAUUGGCCGGCAUUAGCCAUGUAGCCAUUCAAUUUCCAACUUACGAGAAGAUAAAGUUUUAUUUGGCCAAUCAAGAUAAUACUACAAUGGAUAAACUGAGUGCACGAGAUGUUGCAGUGGCUUCAUCCGUUUCAAAAAUAUUUGCUUCCACAUUGACAUAUCCACAUGAGGUGGUACGCUCAAGGCUUCAAGAGCAAGGCCACCAUUCUGAGAAGCGAUACUCAGGUGUGGUUGAUUGCAUUAAGAAAGUAUUUCAGCAAGACGGUCUCCAAGGAUUUUAUCGUGGGUGUGCCACCAACCUUCUUAGGACGACCCCGGCUGCUGUUAUUACGUUCACCAGCUUUGAAAUGAUACACCGGUUUCUUGUUACUCGCUAUUCCCCUGACUCGCAUCCUCACACAUUGUGAAUGUGGAUAUUUCUUAAGACACUGGAUAGGCCAUUUUGCAUCGCUGCUCACACAUUGUGAAGGUGGAUGUAGUUCUUAAGACUUUGGAUAGGCCAUUUUGCAUCGCUGUAGACAGCAAAUGGACGAAUUUAUGAGGUUAGCAUUACGUUGUGGCGGUGGUUUCCUUGUGUAUUUUAUUAAUUUAUGGAAAGUCUACAUCCCCCUAAAAGUCGCUAGAGGGGAAGAAAAUUCUUGUUACAGUGAUAAUGAUAAUGAUGACAAAAAUGGUACACUGUAGACUUAAAAGAUUCAAACAUUUGUUCUACGAUUAGUGACUGUUCAAUUAUUUUUUUCUACCAAAA
This is a messenger RNA of Ricinus communis (castor bean), 1632 nucleotides long. RefSeq names its product nicotinamide adenine dinucleotide transporter 1, chloroplastic. Lineage: Eukaryota; Viridiplantae; Streptophyta; Magnoliopsida; Malpighiales; Euphorbiaceae. The coding region runs from base 347 to 1291 and encodes 314 amino acids. Gene Ontology annotation, biological process: NAD transmembrane transport. The record is from RefSeq and is a predicted model, not a curated record. Gene Ontology annotation, molecular function: NAD transmembrane transporter activity. The transcript is spliced from 9 exons.